This is a messenger RNA of Myripristis murdjan (pinecone soldierfish), 1123 nucleotides long. RefSeq names its product tetranectin-like. Gene Ontology annotation, biological process: bone mineralization; ossification. The record is from RefSeq and is a predicted model, not a curated record. The transcript is spliced from 3 exons. Lineage: Eukaryota; Metazoa; Chordata; Actinopteri; Holocentriformes; Holocentridae. Bases 45 to 647 code for a protein of 200 amino acids.
UGCCAGUAUCCACGUUGGGGCAGUCUCAUUCAACAAGUCUAACCAUGGAGUUCAAAGGAGUUUGUCUGCUGCUGGGAGUGCUACUACUGGUGAAUUGCUCAUUUCAACAGAGUUCACCAAGGAGGAAGCCCGUGAAAAAAGAUGUGGGUAAGGAUGCUGCCGUCGAGGAGCUGCAGAAACAGAUUGAUAACAUCGUUAUGGAGCUCAACCUGCUGAAGGAACAGCAGGCCUUGCAGACAGUCUGUUUGAAAGGCAUUAAGAUCCAUGGCAAGUGUUUCUUGGCUGAACCUUUGAAGAAGCGCUACCACACAGCCAGCGAAGACUGCAACGCCAUGGGUGGCAUCCUCAGCGCACCUUCAUCCGCUGAUGAGAACAAAGAGCUCAGCGACUACGUCCGAAAGAGCAUCGGCCCAGAUGAGAAGGUUUGGCUGGGCGUCAACGACAUGGCAACCGAGGGCAAGUGGAUAGACCAGACUGGGUUAAGCGUUACCUACAAGAACUGGGACACGUCCAACUACCGGUCCCCUCAGCCAGACGGCGGCCAGUCCCAGAACUGUGCCGUGAUGUCUGCAUCCUCCGGUGGGAAGUGGUUUGAUGAGAACUGUCGUGAGGAAAAGCCCUCCGUCUGCCAGUUCAAUAUUGUCUGAGCACAUAUCUAAUCACAGACUUGGCGCAUGGUUAUAGCUGCUUUGUGUUGUGUAUUCUUUCUGCAAUGCCACUUUCCCUGGUAUCCUAAAAGGAGUUUGUAAACCAGUGGUUCUCAACUAGUUUUACCUUGGGACCUGGAUCUGAUCUUGAAGUCUCAGACAGUAACAUACAAAGUUGUUUUGUGUACCAAAUGGGGUCUGGGGAUAUUCGAUUUACUUGAGUGGAUUGUAUCUGUAGGUUUUUAAGGUUCAAACACAUGGCUGAAUGGUCCUCCAACUGUUUUAUUUUUUGUACAUAGCAUUCCCUGUGGUCACAAUAAACCAAGAGAGAACAUAGUUUAGGCAAGAAAAGGCAAGGGAUUGUGGGACAGGAUCACUUCCAAAAGCACCAGUAACCUCUGUGUUCUUUUCACUGCAAAAUAGCCUAUUUACUGCAGGCCUCAUAAAAAACACAGUAUGUUAAUUUUUCCAACAAU